UCACGCGAUGUUUUUAGUGCUAUGGCGUACCAGGAAGGGGAGUCGCUUGAAUCUUGGCUCAAUAAAGCCACCCAUCCCACAAACAGACAGGAGGACUGGGAGUACAUCAUAGGCUUCUGUGAUCAGAUCAACAAGGAACUGGAAGGUCCUCAGAUAGCUGUGACUCUGCUCGUCCACAAAAUCCACUCAUCACAAGAAUGGGAGGCUCUUCAGGCUCUGACCGUAUUGGAGGCAUGUAUGAAGAACUGCGGGAGAAGAUUUCAUAAUGAAGUCGGGAAAUACAGAUUUUUGAAUGAGCUGAUUAAAGUUGUGUCUCCAAAGUACAUGGGUGACAGUGCACCUGAGAAGGUGAAGAUGAAGAUUGUAGAGAUGCUGUACAGCUGGACGGUGGCGUUUCCAAAUGAGACCAAGAUCGGUGAAGCCUACCAGACGCUGAGAAGACAAGGCCUUGUGACACACGACCCGGAGUUACCGCUGGACAGGACUCUGAUUCCCUCUCCUCCAACACGACCCAAACAUCCAGUGUUUGACAACGAGGACAUGGGCAAGCUGCUUGCUGAGCUUCUCCGGAGUAAAAAUCCAGAGGACCUUCAGGAAGCCAACAGAUUAAUCAAGAACAUGGUGAAAGAGGAUGAGGCGCGAGUGCAUAAGGUUACGAAGCGAAUACACACUCUGGAUGAGGUGAACAUCAAUGUCAAGCUGCUGACGGAGAUGCUGUCCCACUACAACAAAGACAGCUCCACUGACUCAGACAAGGAUAUCAUUAAGGAACUCUACGAGCGGUGUGACAAGCUGAGGCGCGCUGCCUUCAAAAUGGCCACUGAGACGGAGGACAACGACACCAAUUUAGGUGACAUCCUGCAGGCCAGCGAUGACCUCUCCAGGGUCAUCAACUCCUAUAAGAAGAUGGUUGAGGGGCAGUCCAUCAACGGUGACAGCGAAGAGCCUCGAUCUACAGCUGGUGACAGUGAGACCACAGAUACACUGAUCGACCUCGGGGGCCUCGACACUCCGAGCCCUCCUCAACCUGCCGUGCCUCACUUCCAGGCCUCAAAUCUUGUCUCCAUCAAUCCCAUUGCUUCCCCCAUCCCCGUGCUGCCUCCUCCUCCCAAACGUCUGGCCGGUUCCCAUGGCAGUCAGAGCAGCAGCCCAAGUCACCCCCCCCUCGACAAGGCCUCCACUGCACUCUCUCUCCUUGACGAUGAGCUGCUGUCUCUAGGACUGAAUGACCCCCCCACCUCUCUGAGCAGCCAAUCAAAACCCAAGUUGAACGAAUUGUCCAAUCAGUGGACUUCCUUGCAGGCUCCAGCUCCAGGUGUGGAUAUGUUUGGCAGUGCAGCUUGUUCAGGUCCAGCGGUGCCUCCAGCUGAGCCAGCUGCUGCCACACACAGUCUACAGAACCUGCAAGACCUGGCCAUGAUGGGCUUUUCAGAUCACAAGAGUUUGUCCGUCCAGAUGACGGCCAGAGGAAGCAGCUUUGGGAUGCCUGCAGCAGCACCUAUCCUCAUAUCUGGGCAGGGCUCUCCCUCCUCACCUUCUUUUCUCCAGGUUAUGAUGCCCAACUCUCCUGCUCUGUCCCAUGCCAAGGCCCAGAGCCUGGGCUCAGCACCGGGCAGCCCGCUGUUCCGCUCUCUGUCCCCAUGCCACCCUCCCCUCCAGGGCAGCCCGGCCAGAGCUACAGACGUCUCCCUGAGCAAUGUGCACAUCCCUCUGGAGGCGAUCAGACUCAGUAAAGUGCUGCCUGUGACGGCCUACGAUAAGGACGGUGUUCGCAUGCUCCUCAACUUUGCAUCUGACUGUCCCCCCGGCCGGCCUGACGUGUUGGUAAUGGUGGUGUCCACGCUCAAUACAGCACCCCUGCUUGUUCACAAUGUGGUACUGCAAGCUGCUGUACCCAAGUCAAUGAAGGUGAAGCUGCAGCCUCCAUCAGCAACAGAACUGGCGCCAUUUAACCCGAUCCUACCUCCAGCCUCCAUCACCCAGAUCAUGUUGCUGGCCAACCCAACAAAUGAUAAGGUGCGUCUGCGCUUCAAGCUGGCGUUCACACUCGGAGAUCGUCUGUGCAACGAGGUUGGAGAGGUCAACCAGUUCCCCCCACGAGAGACUUGGGGUCAACUAUAGAAAUGUGCACGCCUGCUACCUCUCAGCAGGGACCGGUUCGUACUCCAUGAAGGGGCUGUGAAGUCACAUCCAUCCCAGAGAGAAAGCAGGGGAAGGUGGGGUCAUUCAGCCGCACAUUCCUUAUAGCGGUUCAUUUCUUUUGGCCAUUGUUAAUACUGGCAGUGAGAAGCUAACAGCAGACACUGAAGUUGUAUUUAAACAGUGCUUGUAUACUUUUCUGCAGAUAGCUAACAAACUAAAGAUUCACUGGCAAGUAAGAGAGCCGUGGUGUUUACAGGUCGAUGGUAUUAAGAUAAAUAUUUUAAUGGGUUUUCCCCCAAGGCGAAUAUUACAGGUUUGAAUGUACUAUAAAUAAUCAAUGCAUUAGAGCUCAGCCCCCGACAGACGUGAUGGAUUGCAGCAGGACAAAAUAACUUUUAAAAGAAACUGACCUCUUAAUUAAAGUGGCAAUAGACAACAUUACAGCGUCACCGACACCAUUAAGCUUUAUGCAAAUGAGUGUUUGACAUCAGCUAGCGACUCUGCUAGCUGCAUUAAUUGGAAAAAGAGUUGGCAACAUUGCACAUGACACACCGCAUUUUGCGUCCCACGGCUUUGUGACAUAAAUCGCGCCUUCAUGUUUUAUGGGAGAUCGUACCUGGUGGUGGAAAGCAUUACAUAGUGGAAGUGGCUUAUAGGGAUCUAAACGCUGAUGGUGUAAUUAUUGUACAUUACAUUGUGCAAUCAACAUUUACUUCAUAAUUAUAAGAUAAAGCAACAAAAAGUUUCUAUUGCUACUUUAACAGAGCCUGAGAUACAAGUUGUGCUUACAUGUAUUUAUUCCUCUGGAUGAAUGAGCACUUUCUAAGCCCACAGAAAAUAUACUUGAAUAUAUCCAUAAAGUUGAAAAUGGGAUCUAGUAGAUGUCUUAGGAUGGAGUUAAACUGAAAGAUUCAUCCCUUAAGUAAAAAUACUUAAAUGAUUAUUUCAGCCAUUAAGAUGUUUGAAAUGGUUAAAUAACCUGUGUUUAUCAAUGAUACUAGUUAGUGUAGCCCUGUUUUAGAUAAGUGGACCAACAUUUCAUUUUGUGCUGUAAAAGCAACCAACUGCACUUAAGAGGGUUCAUUUUUUAUUAUGAAUGUCGUUAAGACUCGAGUCCUGGUUUUAUGUGAUUUUAGCAGUCCUUAUUUUUGUUCUGUAUUUAAAGAUCUUUACUCUUCUACCAGUGACAGUAUUUGUCAUAUUUAUUACUUUCUGUUCUGUUUACAGUAUUUCAGUGCAUCACUGAACCUAGAAAAUGUGAACUGAAAACAUUGAAUUACAUUUGGUAGCUCUAAAAGGCAAAUCUGUCACCAGGCACACAACUUGUGUGUUCAGCCGUGGGAGAGCGGAACUGUGCUGUGAGGAACGUUUCAUACAUCAGUCCACCCUUAGGCCCCCCCCUCUCUGGUAGUCCUCAACUCGUCACAUGUACGGAAGAAGUGAGUGUUUAAUGUACAGAGUAUGUAAUGUACCUAUUAUUUGUUGUUUGACAAGUUACGUGAACAUGUGACGUGUAGAUUUUGGGAGAGUUAGGACUGUACAUACUGUAUGAUGUGCCAUUUGUUCGCCACAUGACAAAAUAAAUAUUUCUUUCAAUGGUU
Molecule: messenger RNA, 3743 nt
Organism: Cottoperca gobio
Lineage: Eukaryota; Metazoa; Chordata; Actinopteri; Perciformes; Bovichtidae
Gene: gga3b
Product: golgi associated, gamma adaptin ear containing, ARF binding protein 3b
Exons: 17
Coding region: 22-2121 (699 amino acids)
Biological process (GO): intracellular protein transport; Golgi to plasma membrane transport; protein localization to cell surface
Cellular component (GO): trans-Golgi network
Molecular function (GO): phosphatidylinositol binding; small GTPase binding; ubiquitin binding
Source: RefSeq, a predicted model, not a curated record